Glycine soja is the source of this 1140-nucleotide messenger RNA. RefSeq lists its product as uncharacterized. Bases 1 to 1140 code for a protein of 379 amino acids. The transcript has a single exon. The record is from RefSeq and is a predicted model, not a curated record. NCBI's taxonomy places the organism in Eukaryota, Viridiplantae, Streptophyta, Magnoliopsida, Fabales, Fabaceae.
AUGGGAUCAGCACACAAGGACCCGAAUGUCUUCCACUUUAGCCAUCCACAUCCUUUGGAAUGUACCACCCCACCCUCCACCGGAAACAACGUAAUUAUCUGCUUUGGAUGCAAGCUAAAAGUUAAGCAUGGUGAGGACUAUUACGAGUGCAAAACAUGUGCCUUUUCUCUUCACAAUGUGUGCUACAAGAUGCCCUUGAUCACAAACCACCCUUCACAUGCAAGCCACAACCUAGUCCUCCUUGCUAUACCUUCCACCAAAGCCACCCUCAACUGCGUGGCAUGUGGGAACCAUGUCACGGGCUUCUGCUACCACUGUGCCGAAUGCAGCAUAUUCUUUCAUUCUUUGUGUCUUGCACUUCCUGUUUCCCUCGCUAUCACUUAUCAUCCCCACAAAAUCAAGCUUGAGUUUUCAGCACCAUAUCAUUUCUUCUGUGACUUGUGCAACAAACCCAGUUACAAUAAUAACGGGUGGCUAUAUAGGUGCAACAUGUGUGAAUUCGAUACACAUAUAGCUUGUGCAGUUGAAAACUUAGAGCCCCAUUCGUUCAAAAACGAAUCUUUCCAUCAAUCAAGCCCCUUGUUAAGGCAACUCACGAGUGAUCACCGAGUGGAACACAAAAGGGUUAGUGCAAGUGUAGGUGAUAGUUGCAAAGGGUAUGAUGAGUAUGAGAUCAUGCGUUUGGUGGCACAACAAAUAAUUGGUGGGGGAAUCAGAGAAAAUUCUGAUAGUGCAGUUGCUGGAUGGGACAAGAGAUUAUAUAGUAUUCCAUGGAAAAAGCUUAACAAAACUGGGAGUGGGAAGAUGAAGAUUAUUAGUGAACUUGAAUUACAAGAAAAAGAACUAAGUCCUGCUCAACUUCUAUUAAAGUUAGAAGAAAGAACACCACUUAGGGAUAAAUCCACACCAUUUUCUGAUCAUUUGGGCACACCGUAUAGUAACCAAUAUAGUGACUCAUAUUUUUCAAUAGAUUUGGCAAAGUCAUAUUCAAACCAACAUGGACAUAGAAGUCAGGUACCAAGAGAAGGUGGUAGUGACCACAUAACUCGAGAUGUUACUAUGCCAGAGAGAGUUGUGAGCAAUUCUGGACAACGUGAAGAACCAUUCGGUCUAGUUAAUUGGCCAUUCAAUGAUUCAUAG